GUACUGUAGUUACUGCAUGACUGACUAAGGCCUCAGAGAGAGUAAAAGAGAGCGAAAGAGAGAGAGAAAUAAAUACUGAAGCCAGGACACGUCUCUUGAGCUGUGUUUUCACCUCAGGUGAACUGUAUCUGUAUUGUACUUAGGGAUCAAGCCCACACUCUGUGGCAUUGGAGUAACAUCAUUUCACACAGUUGGAUACAUGAUGAGGAUGACUACAACUACAUGUCUGCUCAUGAUACUGGAUACAGUGAACCUGGUGAAGGAGAACCCAGGGUACGCAGGUCACUACGACCUUCUGCUCAUGGUGUUGGACCAGCAGGGUCAGGGAGCCCUCCACAACCUGUCCGUCACCGUGUAUGACUGCUCUGGUGGCCAGCUACAGUCUCGGCAGGGCCUCUGGAACCAAGAUUGGAGCGAGGGCUGUAGGGAUUGUCAUCGGUGUCACGCUGCUACUGCAAAGUUGUCUACUGUUGUACCUCCUGUUGACCAGUAAAAGAGAACUGAAGCUGAUCCCGACAGAUGAAAACUCUGAAGAACGUCAGAUCAAAUCUAACAUUGAGAUCCCAGGAACUGAUUGCAAGGUGCCUACAUGUAUCACACUCAAAGUGGACAGUCUGCUGGGAGCAAAAGCUGCUUUUCUACCAAUCAAGAUGCCGGUUUGGAAACCAGCCAUAUUUAAUCACCAUUCAUCAGUACUGUUUUGGUUCACACUGGGCAUAUUUGGCAAAUGGAAAAUUGUUGAUCCAAGCAAAGUAAAUAUGAUACUCUUUCCCCAGGCUGUACAGAGGUCCACCAGUAUGCGAGCACCGGUGUGUUCAGGAUAUUUUUCCUCAUACCAAGAGCAACGGGAACAGUUUCAACAAGGAACCUCUCUGCGCAAGGUAGGCUAUAUAAGUCUAAUAAAUCUACUACCUUCAUCCACUUUUGACCUGUCAAUUACAUUUUCAGUGGCACUGAACUACUGCAACAUUUUGAAUUUGGUUUCAGAGUGCGCCCACAAAAUUACACUCCAAUGGUUAUGGACAGAGGAUGUUAAUUCUGCAGAUUCCCGGAGAGGAGCUGGGGGACUAUGCCCCCCACCCCUACGCUAAAGAGGGGGACCUAGAGACUGACCUCCAGCUGGGUGCUAUUGCCAUCAGAGACCCCCUUCGACCAGGAAAAGCUACUCUACUUGGGCGCCAGGUUCAACACGCUG
Molecule: messenger RNA, 1195 nt
Organism: Oncorhynchus keta (chum salmon)
Lineage: Eukaryota; Metazoa; Chordata; Actinopteri; Salmoniformes; Salmonidae
Exons: 5
Coding region: 357-1091 (244 amino acids)
Source: RefSeq, a predicted model, not a curated record